AUGCCACACGUUUUGCUUCCUACGCGGCCCGUACCGCUGUCUUCAAUGCAUGUGACUGACCAACACUCUCCAAAAGACGAUGAAAUAAAAAACUCCUCCGUGUGGCUUACACCGCCAGUCGUGUCUUUACCUACGACUGCGUCACGGUUUUCGGCAUGCAAACGACGUGCAUCGUCCCUUGGCGACCUUUUUCCGCGUCCACAGAAGACUGCGUCACCGGCAGAAGCUCUGGCAAGCGCUUUUCACAUGGUUUCAAGCAGGACUCAUCAGAAAAUUGCCAAAUUACGGUCCCGUUCGGACCUGUUCAUAAAAAAAUCGACACGUGUGAAUAACGGCGGAUGGAGACUCCAGGUCAAUAAUUCCAUUAAAAGAGCAGCACCUGUGAGUAAUGCUCGAUUUAAGUGGGGAGAGCAGCAUAUGCUUCAACAUGCACAGGCAGCCUUUGAUUUCCACGGAGAAGAUGCAGGAGCAGCGUCCUGCUAUUUUCACAUUGUGGCGGACGGAGUUUCGUCCCCCUUUGGACGCCAAUCACUCGUUGAUUACGACGGAGUGCCAGUGUCUUCUGCUAUAUUAUCGAAGGAACUUGUGAGAUGUGUACGCAUUGUGUUGGAGGAACUGAGUAGCCACAACAGGGAGCAAUUGGACCAAGCAGCUUUUGAAGGUGGAGUGGUGGACGCAAUUAAAACGGCGCGCAUUAAUUGUUUUCAGCAUAGGAAAUCAAGACUGGCAACGACGUUGGCUGUAUCGUACUUUAACCGAUGGACAGGGACUUUGCUGACGUUCUCGCUUGGAGAUUCCAAAUGUUUGGUCGUACGGCGAGGAACUGUUGUUUAUGAGACGCUAGCGGUCCUGCGUGAGUUUAACAUGCCUACAGUUGUCAAUUUGCGGGAGCAGUUGGUACCGAAAGCCUACGUUGUGCAGAGCUUUGCGCUUCAAGAAGGCGAUACGUGUCUUACUUUCUCCGACGGAUUGGGUGAUAAUCUGUACAAGGACGACAUUACUGCAGCUCUAGCGGCAUCGGAGCUGUGUGAGACGGGAUUGCAAAGUGUAUGUGACCAACUUAUUAAUAUGUCCAGGGGACACGAGAAGAUUUCAUUGCAUGGCAAUGGUGGAGUUGGUGAAUGCCAAUUGUAUCCGUUCGCAACUGCUGCGGUUUUGGAGUACCGUAAGCGUACGUUAGAGGAGACCAAACUUGCCGCUGGUGGCUUAUUAGAUCCCAGCGGGGUUGACCACAUGGCGCUGUCACUUGAGUUGAUAGAAAGACACAAAGGCAAACAAAUUUUGGACCGACAUUUGCUUUUGCGGAGGCCGUCGCGAAAGCAUCACUAUUCCCUCAUGCAGCUGCGACUAAUGGCGCAGAUGGCAACGAAAAAGCCGGAUGACAUUACGCUUUAUAUGACACGGUUUGUAUAA
This is a messenger RNA of Peronospora belbahrii, 1413 nucleotides long. NCBI's taxonomy places the organism in Eukaryota, Oomycota, Peronosporomycetes, Peronosporales, Peronosporaceae. The record is from the annotation of a GenBank genome assembly.